Messenger RNA from Drosophila persimilis, 1077 nucleotides. It is a transcript of the gene Pldn, whose product is annotated as biogenesis of lysosome-related organelles complex 1 subunit 6. The record is from RefSeq and is a predicted model, not a curated record. Gene Ontology annotation, biological process: intracellular transport. NCBI's taxonomy places the organism in Eukaryota, Metazoa, Arthropoda, Insecta, Diptera, Drosophilidae. The transcript has 3 exons. Bases 443 to 637 code for a protein of 64 amino acids. Gene Ontology annotation, cellular component: transport vesicle; extrinsic component of membrane; BLOC-1 complex.
AAAAUGAGGUAUUUUUAUUUAAUUUGGUCCUUUACAAUUUAUUCAGACAGAAUUGUUUGAUUUACAGUUGUGCAUGGCACAGCGUCUUGUUGAAACCAGUAACCGGUCAGACCUUUUUCACGAAUUCCGUAUUGUACAGCGUAAACUCUUCAGUUUUUACGCGUUUGUUAAGCGAUCCAUGGCUAAAAUUGCACUGAAUCAACGUUUCCAAAACUGGUCUACUCAAGUUAAUCGGUUCAGAAAUGUCAAAGUCAUUAGAUAUUAUUCGACAUAGGGCCAUAAAAGAUGGCACACCCUGUACAUAUAUUUAAUUAAUUGCUAAUCGGAAGCACAUUGGCAUAUGUCUUAUACAAGGUACAAUGUUCUGCAGUCUGUUCCAUGGGUUUUACACACAUCGUUUAAUCCAUAAAUCAGUCCCAAGAGGCUCGCUAGCAAAGGCACAAUGAUGAACGACGUGAAGCGCUACAAGGAAAAGCUGACGCGAGUCAAGAGGGAGAUGCAGGGUAUCUACCAACGUACCAAAGAGUUGAAGAAACGCGCCGCCAACGUGGCGGCAUGCAAACAGCGUGAUUACCAGCGCAAGCUCGAGAGGCAGCAGCACGAGGAGUCGCUCAUUGGCGGCCAGAAGACGCAGUAGAACAGCGACCGCUUGGCAGCGUGCAAUUUAAAAUAAUAUUUGGAUUUUUCCAUUAAUAACUAUCUAAGUACUAAAUACACAAACAACAGUAGAACAAAAGUUGGACCAUUUGGAAAAACAUAUUAAUAAUUAUUUGUAUAAGUGUUAUGCAGCGUGUAUCUGCUACGAUACGUUGGAAAUUAUUAUAUUUCUUGACUGUAAUUUAGGUAUAAUUAAGUAAAUACUUUGGAGAUUUCGCAAGAACAAAGCCACAUGCACGCAGAGCGAGGCCAGCGCCAUGAGCCAAUCGAAUACAUUUAGCUAUCAAUAUUAAAUAAUAUAAUCAUAUGUUAAACAUUAAGAUCGAGAGUGUGAGAAGCAAUAUUUAAACAUUCACAGCGCCAAAAGCAGCGGCUUAUUUAUACUUAAAUUUAUAGUAAAAGUUGAUCAAAAAAAUGUAA